AGCAGAGCCGUCGUGAUUUCACUUGAGACAGACAGACAGAGGGAGCGGGCGAGAGAGCGAGAGCGAGCGAGAGAGAGAGAGGGAUAGACAUAGAGCACACUUGUUGACCACGGGAUUCAUGGUGGAUUUGGCCGGUUCUCUCAACCAUUGUGGGACACCUGGCUCGCUUUCACGUUGAGAAAGGGCAGGUCGACUGUUGCGGAUCCCCUUCCUUGAUUGCUUCACAGGUGGAGCAGAGGGACGGGAGGGCUCGAGAGGCGAACGGGGCCGGGAGGGCGCACGAUUGGGGUUUCUACGAGGGCAGGUUGGACGGGGACGGCGAGUGAGGACCAGUUGUUUGUGGCACGUCCAGUAUCUCCUUUAUCCAUUCCGGUCGUCGCUAUUUCCUCUCGGGUCGCCUCGACGCUUUGGGUGGUGUGACGUCUUCGUCGGGGGUAGUCUCGGGAACAGUCGAGUGAGUGAGAGCGCGAGAGUGAGUCGGUGAGUGAGUGCUAGAUGGGGAUCGGCUGACAUGGAAACUUGGUUCGAUGAGAAGGAAAUGGUAGGCUGAGGUGUACGCCGUGUGCAAUGUCGUCCCUGUGUUGUGCACGAAUGGUGGCUGUACCUAGAUCGAAGGAGCUCGGAUCAGAGGAUGAGUGGUUGAUGAUAACUUCUACGGGCCGGUACAAGAGAUGGAGCUCGUUGAUGGGAUCGUAAAGCGGAAGUGGCUGUAGAGUGUCUUGGUACUGUCUUUUUGUUACAUGUGUUGUUUGGAGGCCAGUACACGGUCAGGGUUGGUUUAAUUUCACGGUGAGCUCCUUAAAGGACUAGACAACGGAGUGCCUGCGGGCCGGGCAAGUGGUGAGACCUAGUUUGCUCACCAGAGGAGAGGACAUUGUGAGGAUACGAUGCCGGUAUGGGUCAUUCUUUUGGUGGCCGGAGUUCUCAUAGUCGCAGCGUUUGUCCUUGUGAUUGCUAUUCAUAUUCUGGACGUACACGCUGAACAGCAAUGUGCCCACCUUCAUGAUCUCACUCAGCGCUCCUUGCAGCAAAACCAAAUUCCCAGUCCUUAUCAGUACCGUGGUGGAGAACCGCAACUUUGUUGCGUUUGUGGCAGUGUGCGAUUUCGUCGUUCUCAGACAAGUAGUGGAAACAACUCGUUAUCACGAUCGAAAAGCAGUUCUAGAACAGGAUCGGCCGGGGGCCUCUUGCAGCCACUAGUGGAUGCAGCCUGUGGGAAGACGUCUUUGGGUUCGGGAUCUAUAGAAUGCUUAUCUGGACUCUCUAGUAGACGACACGGAAUGGCGAGUGGUCUGCAAGGGGGUUGGUUCAAUGCUCGCAAUCUCUUCAAGAAAUCUUCAGGCAGUCGGGAGUCCCAGAAAAAAUCAGAUGCAGAAACUACACAAGAUUCUGUGUCGCUGGCAGCCGCAGCGUCUUCAGCGUCUUCGGGGAGCUCGAGUUCAGCUGCAGCUUUCGCUUCCGCUAGUCGGACUGUAGGGGGAUCUGGUUCUAGUUCUAUGACCACAAUCACAGCAACAAUUACAACCACUAGCGCUCCUUCGAGUAUUUCUCCGUCUACAAAUGCUGGAACACAGGCUUCGGGUAGUCAUGGAACUGACGAAGCGACUUACAAGCCAGCUUCUCAACGAAGACUCGUGCUAGAAAUUCUGAUGUCUCCAUCAGGCACACUUGAUGGUCAAGGAGGUUCUAUACCCCGGGCCACGGGAGUAAGACUAAAAUUAGAGACGAAUGCUAGUUUAGAAAGCCUGGCAAGCCUUGCGGCUGCAGCGUCCUCUGGUGUGGCUAGUUCUCACCAGCCUCCGGAAGCAGACUCGGAAGCAGGUCUCUCUACAGCGGGGAUUUCUACAGCAGCAGCGUCCGCCUGCUGUCCAGUGCCUGCAGUUGAUUUAAACGUCAGCAAGGAGGGUAGUUUUCCAGGAGGAUACGGUUCCUCGUGUAGGGCCUCUGGUACAGUUGUCAAAUCAGGCAACGUCCAGGCAGGACUUGCAGCCUCGGUGAAAGCAGAUGGGCUGAAGAAUGAAUCACACUGUCAAGGAUCUAAUACAGCUGUCUGCAUUUCUGCUACGGCAGCCAAGAUCAGUGUCCAAGGCGACGAAGUUUAUUCCGAGAUCUUUAGUGGAUCUUCAGCAGAUUCAUCAAUUUGCGUGAGUUCGCUCGACAAAAACGGGGCUGACUGCGGAUUAUUCAGCAGUUCGGUUUUGGGCACCACCUCUUCUGGAACUGCUAGCCUAGCAUCUGCAGCUGCAUGUAAAAGUAAGCAAAGCAUGCAAGCGGUAGCCAUUGCCGCGAAUUCGAAGGCGAAAUCCAAGAGUGGAACAUGUAGCUCUGGUACAGAUGUCUGCCCGCUUGCUGCGUUGGUGUCAGGAGGCGGACCCUCUAGUUCAAAUGCCAAUAUUGCGAAGGGUACUUAUCAUCAGGCUUCUUUUAAUUCGUCCUUAGAUGGUUUGGGCUCAUUGCGUAUAAGUGUUCUCGAUGGGGGUGCAAAGGGAAAGUCAAUGAGAGAAUGUUCGAAGGGCGUGACAGCGGAAAUCGCUUCGGCACUCGCUGCCCUUAAUGUCGAGUCCAUCGGAGGAAAAGGCGUUGGGAUGAGCUCAACUCUUGGAGUGGGGAACGUUCCGGCAGAUGGACCUACGAAGGGGGAUAAAGUUGAUGUACAGCAAGAAGAUGAAGUACCCGGAGACGGAAGUGGAUCUGAACAAAUCGUUGAAGAGGGGGAUGAACAUCAACCUGCUAUACACGCCAAAGGAGACGGACCUGAGGAGGAUGAGGUUGAUGGGGCGAAGAAGGAAAAAAGGAAAAAGAAGAACAGGGUAAGGAGACAGAAAGCCAAGGCUGCAGCUGUUGCGGCUGCAGCAGCCAGCGUAGAAGCUCAGGACCGGCAUUCUCACGAAAAACAGUCAACAGAAUGUGGGGAGAAAACAGGUACGGCUUUGGAGGUUGAAGUCGGUUGCAUAUGUGGAACCCCUAAGGGUUCCUGUCACUCCAUUGGUUGCCCAUACCCGUUUACUUCGUCAGGCAGCAUGGUACAACGCAAGAUAAAGGAGCAGUACGACGAACUUGUGAGAUCGAAUGUGGCGAAGUCGUUGACGCUUGCCCAGGUGGGUCGCUUCACGACAUGUCUAGUGGAGGCCAAAUCAUCUUUGCAACAAAAAUCCGACACUAUUCAGCGGAGAUUUACAAUCGCGAAGUCUUUACUUUCCAAAGCUGAUAAGUCCUCAUUUGAUCGACUUUGUGGUCAGAUUUACGGUUUGGAGAUAGAGCAAAAGAAGCUCGAAGAAGAUACGGUAGUGUACAAUCGCCUGCAAGAGCAACUGAAGCUCUCACCAGCUUAUCAAAAGAUGCUUGAAUACGGAAGGACCCAUUUUGAAUUACAACCAAAUACAGGGCAAUUAAUAGAGAAAGUGGACAGCGAGGAUAUGGAGAUUUCUUUCGAAGAGUUACUUGCUCAGGAAAAGAAGGAUUCGUUUUGGCAAAAGCACGGGCCCUCGAGAUCUUCUGUUCAGGUCAGCUGAGAAUGGAGGUAUUACUAUGAGGGCUAGCGCAGAUGUGGCACACAAGCGUUUGGAGAGUGUGACUUUGAAGACAUUCCUUCAAUUUCCACUUUUCAGGGGUUAUCGUUGCCGGGAUUCAAUGGCCGGUGAUAUGGUUUACCGUGGUAUGUUAUCCCGAGAACUUAUUGAAAUGAUGGCGCUUUUUAUCCUUACCUUGCUACCUGGAGCUACUGACCAAGUUUUGACACAGCUGUCCUCAUUCUCUUCAUCUUUCUGGGUAAUGGACGAUUGUGACCCAGUUGGGUCUCCGGCACUUCCAAUGAUCCCCUGUACAUUUAGCACGGAAGAGUACCAACUGGUAUGGGAUCCGAUUUUUUUCAACGACACGUUAAGUCACUCGGGUUCUUUCUCCUCUUUGGCUUUUAUACAUUCGAAAAGCAUUCGCAUGAUCCCUGGAAAUGGACGAACCAAGUGCUUUCUUAGUAGUGCCUUCUGUUUAUACCACAUAUGGGUAGUAGUUCAAGGAGAUCAGCUCUCAUUUCUUGUCCAUGCUGCGCCAGUUACUUCGUUUAUGCUGGCGUCGGGCCUGUAUAUUACGGCAAGUACCGCCUCUGUAGGAAUGUUCUUUCUCUUUGUCUACUCGGGUAGCUCAUUGGCAUCGAGGAGAUUGUUCCAAGAGAAUAUAGAGGCGGCGGCUACACGACCAUGACAAGUAGACGAUUUCCAAAUCUGAUUCUUUCUUAAGAGCUUGUUUCAAGAGCUAUUUUCAGGAAACGUUUCUUUUAGAUCUGUGCAUCGACUCUGCAGCACGCCGAGAGCUGCAGUCUGCUCGUGCUUAAAGAGAUAGAAACUAUGAGACGAUGCCCGUUCUCUUACUUCUAGAUGAUACGCUGCAAAAGGUUCAAGUGUUUAGAAUCAGUGAAAAAGUUUAGGACAGAUUUGGAUUGGUGAAUUUGGUUUUCUUCAUCAUUCAUUCUGCAACAAUUCAGUGCACACAUAGUUGCUGAAAGUAAGGUGGGUCUAUGGAUAAAUUUCCUAGGAUGAUUGUCAUUAACUACAUGUCGAUUGUCAUAAGCUCCUCUUCCGUCUGUUGCCGAAUUUUUCUAUGAUGCCAAGCUCAUGGCUGUAAGAAAGCCCCGGCCACGUAAUCAUCGGAACUUGUUCGCUUUUACCAACUUCGAAUGUAACAGCCGCAACUUUUUGAGUGCAAGGUGCUAUAGGAAAAGUGGAGAGUAGACUGGUUUCUUAACUCGCUCAUCUCUGAGUGACAAAAUCUGUGUAGGCUGUGGCUGUUGUCCCUGGUACUACUGUUACUUUUUGUUGGUCUUGGUGGAAAAGAAAGAUGAGUCAUUUUGGAGUCCU
Messenger RNA from Marchantia polymorpha subsp. ruderalis, 4853 nucleotides. NCBI's taxonomy places the organism in Eukaryota, Viridiplantae, Streptophyta, Marchantiopsida, Marchantiales, Marchantiaceae. The record is from the annotation of a GenBank genome assembly.